AUGGCAUCCGAUGACUUUGAUAUAGUGAUUGAGGCCAUGCUGGAGGCUCCCUAUAAAAAAGAGGAGGAUGAGCAGCAGACUAACGAGGUUGAAAAGGAGAGCCCUAGUAACACCACCAACAGCACCAGCUGUACCGGCAGCAGUGGCAGUGGCACCAGUGGGAGCAGCGCCAGUGGGGAGGCAAGCAGGAAGAAGAGGAGUCGGAGCCAUAGUAAAAGCAGGGAUAGAAAACGCAGUCGUAGUCGAGACCGUCAUAGGCGGAGAAGCAGUCGGAGCCGGAGUCGAGAUCGGCAGCGUCGUCACCGCAGCCGUAGCUGGGAUCGUCGACAUAGUAGUGAGUCACGAAGUCGAGACCGACGUCGUGAGGAUCGUGUGCGCUACAGGAGUCCACCACUUGCCACUGGGCGUAGAUACGGACACAGUAAGAGUCCUCAUUUCCGGGAGAAGAGCCCAGUCAGGGAGCCAGUUGAUAAUCUGAGUCCUGAGGAGCGGGACGCCCGCACGGUGUUCUGUAUGCAGUUAGCUGCCCGCAUUCGGCCUCGAGACCUGGAGGACUUUUUCUCGGCUGUUGGCAAGGUUCGAGAUGUACGUAUCAUCUCAGAUCGGAACUCACGUCGUUCUAAGGGCAUUGCCUAUGUGGAAUUCUGUGAGAUCCAGUCUGUGCCACUGGCCAUUGGGCUGACGGGACAGCGGCUGCUGGGAGUGCCUAUCAUUGUACAGGCCUCACAGGCUGAGAAAAACCGACUGGCAGCCAUGGCCAACAACCUGCAGAAGGGCAGUGGUGGACCAAUGCGCCUCUACGUGGGCUCCCUGCACUUCAAUAUCACCGAGGACAUGCUCCGGGGCAUCUUUGAGCCCUUUGGCAAAAUUGAUAAUAUUGUCCUGAUGAAGGACUCAGAUACAGGCCGCUCUAAAGGUUAUGGUUUUAUUACGUUCUCUGACUCUGAGUGUGCCCGCCGGGCCCUGGAACAGUUGAAUGGCUUUGAGCUUGCUGGUCGGCCUAUGAGGGUUGGCCAUGUGACCGAGCGACUGGAUGGUGGCACAGACAUCACUUUUCCUGAUGGAGACCAGGAUCUGGAUCUGGGAUCAGCAGGUGGACGUUUGCAGCUAAUGGCCAAAUUCGCAGAAGGCUCUGGAAUCCAGCUGCCGACCACCGCGGCUGCUGCCCAGGCUGCUGCCUUGCAACUGAAUGGAGCAGUUCCUUUGGGGGCCCUGAACCCAGCGGCUUUGACUGCUCUGAGUCCGGCCCUGAACCUCGCCUCCCAGGCAAUCGCCUCCCAGUGCUUCCAGCUUUCCAGCCUCUUUACCCGCCAAACCAUGUGA
Messenger RNA from Lipotes vexillifer (Yangtze River dolphin), 1323 nucleotides. RefSeq names its product RNA binding motif protein 23 (gene RBM23). The transcript is spliced from 12 exons. NCBI's taxonomy places the organism in Eukaryota, Metazoa, Chordata, Mammalia, Artiodactyla, Lipotidae. Gene Ontology annotation, molecular function: RNA binding. The record is from RefSeq and is a predicted model, not a curated record. Gene Ontology annotation, biological process: mRNA processing. Gene Ontology annotation, cellular component: nucleus. The coding region runs from base 1 to 1323 and encodes 440 amino acids.